Formica exsecta is the source of this 1813-nucleotide messenger RNA. RefSeq lists its product as uncharacterized. The transcript is spliced from 2 exons. The record is from RefSeq and is a predicted model, not a curated record. Lineage: Eukaryota; Metazoa; Arthropoda; Insecta; Hymenoptera; Formicidae. Bases 886 to 1524 code for a protein of 212 amino acids.
UGCCCACCACACAACCAGGCAAUGUGUAUAUAUUAACCAUUCAAGACCUACUAACAAAAUAUUCAUUAGCCCUCCCUCUCCAACAUGCAGGUGCGAUCGACGUAGCGGAUGCUUUCACUAACGACUUUAUAUGCACAUUCGGUGCUCCGAAAACUAUCUUGACCGACCAAGGCUCACACUUUCUUAAUAGCCUUAUGCGAAAUGUAGCGCACAAAUUCAAAAUUAGACACUUUAAAACCACGGCAUACAGACCGCAAUCAAACGGUUCAGUGGAACGAUCACACCAAGUACUCUGGGAAUACCUAAAACAGUUUGUAAAUAAAAACAAUGACUGGGAUAGACAUUUAAAAUUAGCGUCAUUUUCAUACAAUACUAGCGUCCAUGAAGGCACGCGAUACACCCCCCAGGAACUAGUGUUCGGCAAAGUAGCCAAAGUACACUCCAGCGAAUCAGACACGACUAAUGAGAUAAAUGAAAGCUACGCAAAGUAUCUGACCGACCUGUUUAAUAAAAUCAAAGACGCACGAGCAAUAGCGCGUGAAAACCUAAUUAAUUCUAAGGAAAGGUCGAAGCGCUAUUACGACCGUAAGAUUAAGACCCGUAAAUUUAAGCUAGGAGAUAACGUAUACCUACUUAAGGAACCCACGAAAGGGAAAUUAGGAGACCAGUACACUGGUCCGCAUAAGAUAAUAGAAUUGUUAAGAAAUAAUAAUGUUAGAAUAACCAUAAGUAAAAAUAGGACAAAACUUGUGCACGAAGACAAGCUAAAGCACUCGCCCCAUAAUGCCCCCUCCACGCCAAACCCCCACCACGAGGACCAGCACCAGGGAGGCUAUAACAGCGGCAUACCGGCGGAGGACCGGCCAGUAACGAACAAACCAUAAGAUGAGAACUUUCUUACCGAUAGUCGCCAUCAUCGCGCUCUGUUUCCCCAUCUUUCAUAGCCUGAUAGGUUAUGAUUGUGGAGGACAAGGACUCAACAUAACCUCACUGUCCUUGCUGGACAUAGGCAGAUGUGAGGUCGAUAACCUGGAGCCCAACAAGGAGGAUGUCUACGUCCAACUACUGCAGCUUUCUGAGUACGACCGCACAGAUGUGAUUCAAUGCAAGAUUGAGGUAGACCAAACAAUUUAUUACUGCGGGAUGCACUCCCAUAUCUCCAUUGUCCAGGGAGGUCGACGGCAGUAUAUGCACGAACUCUCUGACUCCAUUUGUAAAAAGAUGCAGAAUUCAGGAGCCAUUACGAUGGGAACGGGCCAACAGAGCAUCAUACAGGGCCUCAAAAGAAAUAGCACGAACACGCGUUCUAUUACACUAGCAGGCUCUAACUCCGUGGACGGACGAUGUUCCGGAACGGAAUAUAGCGACGCCUUUGGAAUCUGGGAAGACGUCGUCGUCCAAGCAGUCGUCAAGGUAACCCUACGAGACUUUGAAGUCUCGAUCGAGCGAAAAUCAAACGAGGUGAUCCUCCCAUCUGGCGUGCACUGCAAGGCAUCACCAGGCGAAUGCCUCGAUACCGACUGAUCGGAGACUUACUGGAAUAUCGCCCCAAGAAACAGCUGCCAUUUCGACAGGUAUGAUGUUCUCUACGAGAGAAUAGCCAGCAAACUGAUCGCCAAGGGGAACUACUCAACACCAGCAGUAUAUACGGUGACAACCAAGGAAACCACAUUUGCGCUCACCAAAACGACGGAGCUCAACCUAUGUGGAUACCGCCUGCUGCAAACUGAACACCCGAAAUUAUCAAUUCUGGAAACACAGAGAGGCAAAACCUUCAAAACCAGAGCCAGAGUAUCUGUCAACAACUUAGACG